Molecule: messenger RNA, 1136 nt
Organism: Talaromyces stipitatus ATCC 10500
Lineage: Eukaryota; Fungi; Ascomycota; Eurotiomycetes; Eurotiales; Trichocomaceae
Product: ribonuclease P protein subunit p40, putative
Exons: 7
Coding region: 9-1136 (375 amino acids)
Biological process (GO): tRNA 3'-end processing; endonucleolytic cleavage in ITS1 to separate SSU-rRNA from 5.8S rRNA and LSU-rRNA from tricistronic rRNA transcript (SSU-rRNA, 5.8S rRNA, LSU-rRNA); tRNA 5'-leader removal
Cellular component (GO): multimeric ribonuclease P complex; ribonuclease MRP complex
Molecular function (GO): ribonuclease P activity; ribonuclease MRP activity
Source: RefSeq, a predicted model, not a curated record
CAACCAGGAUGCUCGACUUUGCAGAAGGCGCAUCAGCGCAUGAAAAAAGUUAUAUCACGAUUGGUCCGAUACCAGAAGCUGUCGAUCCUCAAGAGCUACACUCAAAAAAGGCGCCGUUUUCGACUAUAUCGCAUCAUUCACUUGUACACACCAUAGAAUUGAUCCUGCCCAAGGAUGUCUAUACCGCGAUAUGGAGCUCAAUACGAGAGAAACUAGGAAGACCCCGAUACAUCCAAGUCAUCAUGCCGCUUAUCACGCUACUUGAGGGUGACUUUUUCAAUGACUUUGUCAAACCAGGAUCUGUUUUGAUCCUGUCCGAAGGAAGACCUGGAGUGGACGAUGUGUUUUCGUUAGAGCAAGGCAUCCUCACCCUCCAAAUGAGCCGAGACAAAUAUGAGCGUACUGGCCUCACAGGCAAGCCGAUCCGCAGUGGAGGCAGAAAACAUGAAAAGGAGAGAUUUGCAAUUGAGAUCGAUCUCCGCCAGCCAUCGAUGCUGCACGGCAAGAAAGGAUUCGAGCGUAUUAUCUGGGCUUGUCGAAAUGUACUCAAUGCCUCCGUCACCUGGCUCCUGAUUUGCGAUGCUGUCUCCCAGAACUCCCUAGACAAAGCUGCUGCGGCACUUCAGAAGUAUCAGCCUAGGAUUCUAGACUGCGAAUUCGAGGAAAUCGCCCACCCAGUCGUCAGAGUCCCACCGCUGUCCAUGGAUGAGGUACGCUCUCAGUCUUCGCUAGCUGCCUUGGAGGAUUAUUGCAACGAGGUCUCGGAAUGGCUUGGUCUGGUCUCUCUACAAUCGCCCCGUAUCUCCGUAGACGACGUAAUUGAUCCGUACCUCAGUCGGUAUGCGGUGCCUCAAUCCGAGUCGACACAAUUACAAUCUACCGCUCUUGUGAUUCUCCGCUGGCAAGGGGUCAUGGGGUCACGUUGGAUCAAUCAAUUGUUGGUUUCUUACCUCCUACAACGGGAACUUCGCACGGACAGACUGAGUGUCUGGAGCGCUCUAUCGGCCUCGGCUUUUCCCCGAGUCGCGGUUGAAAAUAAGGACGGCUAUACCAUUCUCUCUUUGAGAGAGAGUGCCGAGACCAAAGGUAGCAGUUUUGUAGCCUGGGAGUUUAUUGGCGCCUCGCUGUCAACCUGA